AGUAUCGCCAAAGCAUCGUCGCUGCGAGGUCAUAAUUGGUUAUUGAGCAUGGGUCAAGAUGCCGACGGAACUGCAAGAACUUGUUGAAUUUCUCCAUCAUGGAAAUACUCAGAUCAGACAAGUUGCCUGUGAGCAUUUGUUGGGACACUCUGAGGAUCCGGCCAUUUUCAAAAAGCCGCAACUCGUACCAGUUCAGGACUUGAAACUCCUCGUUAGAGACUAUCCGCCCAUCGCGAAAAAUGCUCUUACCAUUCUUGUUAACAUCAGUCAUGAUGCCGAGAUCCUCGAAAAUCUUGCGGCCGAUGAUGGAUUCAUCGAGAUCCUGCUGAAAAAGAUAACAGAUCCCAAAGAGGCGGCCGCAGACGAAGUUGCCAUGCUACUGUCGAAUCUCGUCAAAUCUGACCGCAUGGAGAGCCUUAUCACAUUGAAACGAGCAUCACCCGCAAAGGAAGUCUCUACAUCUCAGUAUGCACUUGACCAGCUGUUCGACUGCUUUGUAAAAGGUGCCGAUGGUAGUCUUAACAAGAAAGCAAACUUCGAUUACCUGGCAUACCUUCUUGCGGACAUCUCAAAACAUGAAGCCGGCAGACAACAUUUUUUGAGCAAGCGGGAAUACGAUGGUGUGGUGCCAAUCAGCAAACUAACGGUCUUCACGGAGCACAAAAGCCACAUCAGAAGAAGAGGCGUGGCGAGUACCAUAAAAAAUGUCGCCUUUGAGAUCCGGAAACACCCACUGCUCCUGGCCGAUGACACAGAAAUCAUCGAUGGUUCUCCGGGUGUCAACAUACUUCCAUACAUUCUACUUCCCCUGGCCGGCUCAGAAGAAUAUUCGGAAGAAGAAUCAGCCAACAUGCUGCCUGAUCUGCAGCUAUUACCGCCUGACAAAGCGAGAGAGAGUGACACUCGGAUAGUGUUGACCCAUUCGGAAACUCUCUUGCUUCUGAGUACGACGAGAGAAGGGCGGGAAAAGAUGAGGAGUGCCGGUGUAUACCCAUUGAUUCGCGAGACUCACAUCCACGUGGACAACGAUGAAGUGAGGGAAGCAUGUGAUCGGUGGGUUCAGCUUAUCAUGGGAGAUGAAGAGGAAACGCCGAGGAUAGAAGAAGUGGUUGACGAUGACGAGAAGAUCGAAGAGAUAUUCUGAAUAGACCUAUGCCUAAUGAGUUGUUCAAUACCCAUUUUCGUAGCCGGUGAAGAGGUGAUAGAAUCCAGUAAUUGUUCACCGGCGACACGUUUAUCCGGC
Exophiala viscosa is the source of this 1243-nucleotide messenger RNA. RefSeq lists its product as uncharacterized. The record is from RefSeq and is a predicted model, not a curated record. The transcript is spliced from 5 exons. NCBI's taxonomy places the organism in Eukaryota, Fungi, Ascomycota, Eurotiomycetes, Chaetothyriales, Herpotrichiellaceae. Bases 59 to 1144 code for a protein of 361 amino acids.